CCUGGCCUGGGGAACCACGCAGAAGCGGAGCCCGGGAUCUCUGCGCUCACGCGGGCGUUCUUCCCUCCCCAGCUGGCCUGCGCCGUCAUCGCUGGCAUCCUGCACUACCUCUUCCUGGCCUGCUUCGCCUGGAUGUUCCUGGAGGCCGUGGUGCUCUUCCUCACCGUCCGCAACCUCGGGGUCGUCAACUAUUUCAGCACCCACAGCCCCAAGAUGGGGCACCUGAGCCUCUUCGGCUAUGGCUUCCCCGCCCUGGUAGUGGCCGUCUCGGCGGCGGUUAUGCCGGAGGGCUAUGGCAGACAGGAAAACUGCUGGCUCAGCAUGGAGAAGGGGUUCAUCUGGAGUUUCCUGGGGCCGGUGUGUGUCAUCAUCGGGAUGAAUUCCGUCCUUUUCGCCUUAACCCUCUGGAUGCUGCAGAGAAAACUUUCCAGCCUGAACACUGAAGUGUCCACCCUCAAGGACACCAGGUAACGUUGGUUUAAAAGCAGAGCUGAAAAGUAUAGUUCAAUGUUGGUAAG
Chrysemys picta bellii (western painted turtle) is the source of this 518-nucleotide messenger RNA. Lineage: Eukaryota; Metazoa; Chordata; Testudines; Emydidae. The record is from RefSeq and is a predicted model, not a curated record.